AACAAGAAUCACCUGAGUUCAGUGAAAGAGAAACUUAAGUGUAGUUGAGCUGUUGUGUGUUUGUGUCUCUGUGUUCAUGCUGUAAAAUGGCAGAAGCCAGAAUUUCUCAGGAGGAGUUCAUGUGUUCAGUGUGUCUGGAUCUCCUGAAGGAUCCAGUGACCAUCCACUGUGGACACAGUUACUGUAAGAUCUGUAUUACAUGCUUCUGGGAUCAGGAGGAUCAGAUGAGAGUCUACAGCUGUCCUCAGUGCAGACAGACCUUCAGUCCAAGACCUGCUUUAGCUAAAAACACCAUUCUGGCUGAAAUGGUGGAGAAACUGAAGAAGAUUAAACUUCCUGCUGACUGUUACGCUGGAGCUGGAGAUGUGCAGUGUGACGUCUGUACUGGAAGAAAACACAAAGCCGUCAAGUCCUGUCUGGUGUGUCUGGAGUCUUACUGUCAAACUCAUUUUGACCGUCAUGAGGAAUUUCACUCUCGUAAGCCACAUAAAGUGACUGAAGCCACUGGACGACUGCAGGAGAUGAUCUGCCCGAAACACGACAAGAUCCUUGAGGUUUUCUGCCGCACUGAUCAGAAGUGUAUAUGUGUGCUGUGUACAAUGGAUGAACAUAGAAACCACGACACUGUAUCAGCUGCAGCACAGAGGACAGAGAAACAGCACCAGAUGAUGAAGACGCAGAAGUGGUUCCAGCAGAGGAUCCAGCAUAGAGAGAAAGAUCUUCAGCAGCUGAGAGAGGCUGUGGAGUCUCAUAAGCGCUCUGCACAGACAGCAGUGGAGGACAGUGAGAGGAUCUUCACUGAGCUCAUCUGCUCCAUCGAGAGAAGCCGCUCUGAGGCCACACAGCGGAUCAGAGAUCAGGAAAAGACUGCAGUGAGUCGAGCUGAAGGACGACUGGAGCGACUGGAGCAGGAGAUCAAUGAUCUGAGGAGGAGAGACGCUGAGCUGGAGCAGCUUUCACACACAAAGGAUCACAUCCAUUUCCUGCAGAUUUUCCAGUCUCUCUCAGCUCCUCCUGAAUCUACAGACGUAAAUGACGAUCCCUUCAGUUCUUUCUUCUCUUUUGAUGUUGUGAGAGAAUCUGUCCGUCAGCUGAGAGACAAACUGGAGGAUUUCUGCAAAGAGGAGCUGAAGAAGAUCUCUGACAGAGUCACUUUCACCAACAUUGUUCCCAGAACCAGGAACAACUUCCUACAAUAUUCCCAUCAGCUCAAUCUGGAUCUGAACACAGUGAAUAAACACCUCCAUCUGUCUGAGAGGAACAGAGUGAUUACUGGCACUCUCAUAGAGCAGCUGUAUCUUGAUCAUCCAGACAGAUUUGAUGGAUAUAAUUUUCAGGUGUUGUGUAGAGAGAGAGUGUGUGGACGCUGUUACUGGGAGAUUGAGUGGAGUGGUGAUGAUGUGUAUAUAUCAGUGUCAUAUGAGAGCAUCAGCAGGAAGGGAUUGGGUGAUGAGUGUUUGUUUGGAGGUAAUGAUCAGUCCUGGAGUUUGAUCUGCUCUUCCUCCAGUUACUCAUUCAGACACAAUAACAUACACACUGAACUCCUUGUAAAGCCCAUCAGCAGUAGAAUAGGAGUGUAUGAUGAUGAUGAUGAUGAUGAAGAGUCCAUCAGCAGUAGAGUAGGAGUGUAUGAUGAGGAUGAUGAUGAAGAGUCCAUCAGCAGUAGAGUAGCAGUGUAUGAUGAGGAUGAUGAUGAUGAUGACUUAAAGUCCAUCAUCAGAAGUAGAAUAGGAGUUUAUGUGGAUCACAGUGCAGGAACUCUGUCCUUCUACAGCGUCUCUGGAGACACAAUGAGCCUCAUCCACACAGUCCAGACCACAUUCACUCAACCGCUCUAUCCUGGGUAUGCUUUUGGUCCUGGAUCAUCAGUGAAACUGUGUUGAUGAAUCAGAAUAGACUGUAGAGAGAUUCUACCCAUAAUCCUUUGAGCUCGUGAUGAAUCAGUAACAGUGAGAUGUUAUAGAGUCUCUUAUUUUCUCUUCAUUACAUUAAUACUACAGCUGAACUUCUGUCAGUGAAAUAACAUGUCAGAAUAAAUGUGCGUAAUGAAUCCUCAUA
Messenger RNA from Megalobrama amblycephala (Wuchang bream), 2058 nucleotides. Its product is annotated as tripartite motif-containing protein 16-like. The transcript is spliced from 6 exons. The record is from RefSeq and is a predicted model, not a curated record. Lineage: Eukaryota; Metazoa; Chordata; Actinopteri; Cypriniformes; Xenocyprididae. Bases 87 to 1883 code for a protein of 598 amino acids. Gene Ontology annotation, molecular function: zinc ion binding; protein binding.